GGAUCUCUCCCUGCCCGACGCUUUCUUCCCACUCGUGGAUCGGGAGGGAGAGAGGGGGCGUCCACGCGUCUCCCUGCGCCCCUCACCCUGGCAUCAGCAUGAUCUGCUUUGGGGCACUGUCUGAUUCUAGCUUUCCUGGAGAAUUCUCCACUUGAAGAACAUAGUAUGGAUCAUGAGGCCCCAACCAUCAGGCCUCGUCGGAUCCAGAACCAGAACGUCAUCUACCGUCUGGAACGUCGAAGGAUUACCUCUGGCAAGACUGGGACUCAUUGGCACCAAGUCCGCAUCUUCCACCAAAAUGUCUUCCCCAAUUUUACUGUGGUCAACGUUGAAAAACCACCCUGCUUCUUACGGAAGUUUUCCCCUGAUGGAAGGUACUUCAUUGCCUUCUCCUCAGAUCAGACUUCUUUGGAGAUCUAUGAAUAUCAGGGGUGUCAAGCAGCAGAGGAUCUCCUUCAGGGCUACGAUGGGGAGAUCUUGGCUAAUGGCAACGACCAAAGGUCAAUCAACAUCCGUGGGCGGCUCUUUGAACGUUUCUUUGUUCUCCUUCACAUUACCAAUGUGGCCUCCAACGGUGAGCACUUGAACCGCGAAUGUAGCUUGUUCACGGAUGAUUGCCGCUAUGUCAUUGUUGGCUCUGCUGCGUAUCUGCCUGAGGAGCCCCACCCUCCCUUUUUUGAGGUUUACCGCAACAGCGAAUCAGUGACCCCUAACCCUAGGUCUCCUUUGGAAGACUACUCUUUGCACAUUAUAGACCUUCACACAGGCAGGCUGUGUGACACCAGGACGUUCAAAUGUGACAAAGUCAUCCUGUCCCACAACCAAGGACUCUACCUGUAUAAGAAUAUUCUGGCCAUUCUGUCUGUACAGCAGCAAACCAUUCAUGUCUUUCAGGUAACACCUGAAGGCACCUUCAUUGACGUACGAACCAUUGGCCGCUUUUGCUAUGAGGAUGACCUUCUCACGCUCUCUGCUGUCUAUCCAGAGGUCCAACGGGAUUCUCAGACAGGCAUGGCGAACCCGUACAAAGAGCCGUUCAUAAAUUCUCUGAAACACAGGCUGCUGGUCUACUUGUGGCGACGGGCGGAGCAGGAUGGAAGCGCUAUGGCUAAAAGGAGGUUCUUCCAGUAUUUUGACCAGCUGAGGCAGCUGCGCAUGUGGAAGAUGCAGCUGUUGGAUGAAAACCAUCUCUUCAUCAAAUACACAAGCGAGGACGUAGUCACGUUACGGGUGACGGACCCUUCACAGCCCUCGUUUUUUGUCGUGUACAACAUGGUGACCACCGAGGUGAUUGCUGUGUUUGAGAACACGUCGGAUGAGUUGCUGGAACUGUUUGAGAACUUCUGUGACCUCUUCCGGAAUGCCACGCUCCACAGCGAGGUGGUGCAGUUCCCUUGCUCCGCCUCGAGCAACAACUUUGCCAGGCAGAUCCAACGUCGAUUCAAGGACACUAUUGUGAACGCAAAGUAUGGUGGGCACACGGAGGCCGUACGGCGGCUGCUGGGCCAGCUUCCAAUCAGUGCUCAGUCGUACAGCGGCAGCCCCUACCUUGACCUCUCCCUCUUCAGCUACGACGACAAGUGGGUCUCGGUCAUGGAGCGCCCCAAGACAUGCGGCGAUCACCCUAUCAGAUUCUAUGCCCGAGAUUCUGGUCUUCUGAAGUUUGAAAUCCAAGCAGGACUCCUGGGCCGGCCCAUCAAUCACACAGUCCGGCGCUUGGUUGCAUUCACUUUCCACCCUUUCGAGCCCUUUGCUAUUUCCGUGCAACGGACUAACGCCGAAUAUGUCGUCAACUUCCAUAUGCGUCACAGCUGCACAUAGCGCGCUUUUCGUUUAUGGCGGUCGCGGGUGUUGAGUAGGUGCAUUUCAUCACAGACACACCAAAGUUAGUCUCAUGCUCUAGGAAACCAAACAGCCAUGUCCCUUUUGAGGACCUAAAAAGGUGUCGUCUUGGCCAAUAGCAUUUGACUCUCACAGGUUAGAUGAGUGCUGAUGAAUCCAGAGUUCAUUGUGCUUCUCCUCUUCAUGUUUGUUAAGCUUCAGCCCUUUGGUCAUUCUAUAUGAGCCAAACAAACGUAUCUUGUGAAGUCCUCUUGCUCCAACAACCUCUAUAUUUUUUGGCUAGGGGGUGAGGAGGAUGGUAAUACCAGAUAAGCACAAUGGGACUGAGAAACCAUUUGCGUUUCACCAAGGAGUUUAGUCUUCCCAUUGUUCAUCUCUCGUCAGCUUUUUCUCGUAACUGGGAGCAAGCUCUUCCAUCAUUGUUUAAGGAUGAAAAAGCAUCUGUUUAAAAAGUAGCAGGGAGAGGGGGGGUGGAGAGAAAAAUAUAUAGACAAGCCAGCCUUUUGUCUUCAUGCACAGAGUUUCACACUCUCCCAGCGGUGUUCAGCCACGUGGCAUCGAGGAUUGGCCCUUAACAGCUUUUAGAUCUUGGGAGGUCUGAGUGCGACCUGGUGAGUAGCGUCACCCGGCUUGGUAAUGUGGGUGUUUAGUUUUGUCCCUCAGUUGUGCGCAGUCUGCUUCAGCCAAGGCCCUGAUGUGAGCUAGAUGGCAAGGUGCUCGCAGCUGGGCCGUGCGAGAGAUAUGCACAGCAAGGACAAUUGUCUGGGAGCUUCGUGGCCGCCGUCUGGUUGCUCUUCUUUCCUCUGGGAGGUUCAUGCUUUGGUUGCUUUGCUUUUCUCUCGCCUUUGCGGCCUCCGAAUGGCUUUGCAAGUGGUUCUGUUCACAUUCUCGCUAUGUCCGUCUAGCAUGUUGGAGGCAGAGCGAACGCCUCAAAGGAGUGUGAGGUUCUUCAUGGCAGAUGCUCACUGGGAGAUGGUCAGAGCAUUCGCUCCUCCUGAAAUGCUGGCUGCAUUUUGUAGAUGUGAUUCAUGAAACGGGAGUUCAAACGUGUUGUUGCAUCCAUUUUAUUGAUCUUUGCUGGCUGCCUUUUGUAGAUAUUUGGCACUAGAGAUGAGGUUGGGGCAAGAAGGAUGUGAUAAGCACUGAGCAGGGGGCAUCAUUCCGAGAUGUCUUAAGAACAUACGAAGGGCUGUGUAGGAUCAAACCAAAGGCUUCU
This is a messenger RNA of Elgaria multicarinata webbii, 3058 nucleotides long. RefSeq names its product DET1 partner of COP1 E3 ubiquitin ligase (gene DET1). Gene Ontology annotation, cellular component: nucleus; cullin-RING ubiquitin ligase complex. The transcript is spliced from 5 exons. Bases 166 to 1821 code for a protein of 551 amino acids. The record is from RefSeq and is a predicted model, not a curated record. Gene Ontology annotation, biological process: protein ubiquitination; positive regulation of proteasomal ubiquitin-dependent protein catabolic process. Gene Ontology annotation, molecular function: ubiquitin-like ligase-substrate adaptor activity; ubiquitin protein ligase binding. NCBI's taxonomy places the organism in Eukaryota, Metazoa, Chordata, Lepidosauria, Squamata, Anguidae.